AUGAAACGUCACCGGAAUUUGUCAUUACGAACAGCGGAACAAGUGAGUCAGAAUCGUGCAAAGUCUUUCAACAAAGAGAAUGUCGAUGCCUUCUUCAACAAUCUGUCGUCUGUGCUCAGUGCCACCCAGUUCGAAUCGCAUCGAAUUUGGAACAUGGACGAAUGUCCAUGCCCGACUGUGCCAACGAAAGUAGUCAAAACAAUUGCACCGAAAGGAAAAAAGCGUGUAGGAACAUCAACAUCUGCCGAGAGAGGCACAAAUGUGACUCUAGCAUUGUCCGUUAGCGCGACGGGGCAAUCAAUUCCGCCGUUUUAUCUCUUCCCACGGAACAACAUGAAAGAGGUGUACAUGACGCAUGCAACACUUGGCGCAGUUGGGUUCGCAAAUGGUUCUCGAUGGAUGACAUCUGAAGACUUCAUCCGAUAUAUGCAACAUUUCAUCAAACACACGGGCGCGAAUGCGGAUUCACCAACUCUUCUGCUUCUCGACAAUCACACGUCACAUUUGUCGAUUGAGGCCAUUGAAUUGGCAUUGAGGCACGGCAUUACCAUGAUCUCAUUCCCACCGCAUUGCACGCAUCGUAUGCAGCCGCUCGAUGUUUCGGUAUUUGGCCCUUUCAAGAACAUGUUCACCAUAAAACAUGAUGCUUGGAAGAAGUCCAACGUAGGCGUGAUUUUUGAUUUACAUCAUGUACCACUCAUCGACGACCAAUCCUUAGACGUUGCCUUGACGCCAAAAAACAUUAAGGCGGGAUUUCGAGCGACAGGAAUUUUUCCAUUCAACCCGCAAGCCUUCACGGAAAUCGACUUUGUUGCUUCGAAGUUGAGUGGCGAAAAUGCGUGUGACGAUGAUGAAGAAGAUGUCGAUAAUCAGCGUCGAAUCAUUAUGUCUGGGGAUUCAAUAUCAACCGCAGCUCAUGAAGAAAUCACGACAUCCGAACCAUCGACAAGCACUGCGGUUUCGGUCAAAGACCUCCGCCUUGCAUUGACAUCGGUAGGUCCGCUGAAACUUGGCACGCCAGUUAAGAAGUCAAACCGUGGUCGCAAGCCAAUGAAAUCGGCCGUCUUGACAUCGCCAGAAUGUGUAACCGAAAUACGUGAAAAGGCUAAGAAGAAACAGGAGAAAUUAUCGGAGAAAGGCGACACACCAGCAGCAAAGAAUCGAAAAAGCACACCAGCAACAAAGAAACUAAAAGGCCGUGGAAAACCAAAGACUCCUCUGAAGAAAAUACCGUCUUCUACUGAAACCGACGAUGAGGAAGACAUUGAUUUCUGCAUAAUUUGCAUGGAAAAUAUGCCCAAGAAGGAGAACCGCCGAAACACAGCCCAUUGCAUCGCCUGUGAUCGCGGUGUUCACUUGAGUUGCGCCGGAGAGAACCCCAAUGCAUUUACGUGUGUUCAAUGCGGUCCACAAUAA
Messenger RNA from Anastrepha obliqua, 1416 nucleotides. RefSeq lists its product as uncharacterized. Gene Ontology annotation, molecular function: DNA binding. The coding region runs from base 1 to 1416 and encodes 471 amino acids. The transcript has a single exon. Gene Ontology annotation, cellular component: nucleus. NCBI's taxonomy places the organism in Eukaryota, Metazoa, Arthropoda, Insecta, Diptera, Tephritidae. The record is from RefSeq and is a predicted model, not a curated record.